Molecule: messenger RNA, 1197 nt
Organism: Salvelinus namaycush (lake trout)
Lineage: Eukaryota; Metazoa; Chordata; Actinopteri; Salmoniformes; Salmonidae
Product: proteasome subunit beta type-9-like
Exons: 6
Coding region: 241-894 (217 amino acids)
Cellular component (GO): proteasome core complex
Molecular function (GO): threonine-type endopeptidase activity
Source: RefSeq, a predicted model, not a curated record
UAUUCCAGAAAAUGGUGGACCAGACAGAAAGGAAUGAUGGCUCCUUGCUCAAUUAUAUUUAAGAGUUGAUUCUUAAUACAACAGUACAGUUGAAUAGUAAUCAUUUGUGUAUGUCCUAAAUGAGGCGUCGUUUGGGUUUUCUUUUUCUUUUCAUUUCGCGUUGAAUCAGUAGGCUUCUAACACACGGUGCCCACUGCACAGGUAUCAACGCGACCAGCCACAAAACUAAAGUGCUUCAAUAUGUUAGAAGAAUCAUCAGAGCCAGGGUGGCUAUCCGAAGAAGUAAAAACUGGGACCACCAUCAUUGCUAUUGAGUUUGAUGGAGGUGUGGUGCUGGGCUCUGACUCUCGAGUGUCUGCUGGGGAGACUGUGGUGAACCGGGUGAUGAACAAGCUCUCUCUCCUCCAUGACAAGAUCUACUGCGCCCUGUCAGGCUCGGCUGCAGACGCCCAGACCAUCGCUGAGAUGGUCAACUACCAGCUGGAUGUGCACAGCAUUGAGGUUGGAGAGGAUCCCCAAGUUCGUUCAGCUGCCACUCUGGUGAAAAACAUCUCGUACAAGUACAAAGAAGAGCUGUCAGCACAUCUCAUUGUUGCCGGGUGGGACAAGAGAGCAGGGGGACAGGUGUAUGUGACCCUGAAUGGACUGUUGUCCAGACAACCCUUUGCGGUCGGCGGCUCCGGAAGCUCCUAUGUCUAUGGGUUUGUUGAUGCAGAGUACCGGAAGGCCAUGAGCAAAGAGGACUGCCAACAGUUUGUUGUCAACACACUUUCAUUGGCCAUGGGUCGAGAUGGUUCCAGCGGAGGUGUGGCCUACCUUGUCACUAUUGAUGAAAAGGGUGCAGAGGAGAAAUGCAUCCUGGGCAACGAGUUGCCCACUUUUUAUGAUCAGUGAAAACUGGGUUGUGAGAACAGUAACACUCAUGUUGCGUUGUUGUAGUUAUGAAACUGAGUGGACAUAUGGCCACCUUACGAACAAACAGUACUAUUAAAUCUACACAGGAUAUAGAAUGUUUGCAUAGGGGUAUGAAUCAUGCUGGCACAAUGUCAAAUAUUCUCACUACACAUGCCAUUUUCAAAAUUAUUCAUAAUUGUUAUGUCCUCUGUUGAAAACAACUGAUUUUAUUUUGGGUAGCCAGGGACCUCAAGCUAGACUGUCUUUGGGUGAUUCACAAGUAAAUUAAAUUUUUCUUGGAUA